Messenger RNA from Penicillium oxalicum, 4329 nucleotides. Its product is annotated as isoleucine--tRNA ligase ISM1. Bases 1 to 4329 code for a protein of 1442 amino acids. The record is from RefSeq and is a predicted model, not a curated record. Lineage: Eukaryota; Fungi; Ascomycota; Eurotiomycetes; Eurotiales; Aspergillaceae. Gene Ontology annotation, biological process: isoleucyl-tRNA aminoacylation. Gene Ontology annotation, cellular component: cytosol. Gene Ontology annotation, molecular function: ATP binding; aminoacyl-tRNA deacylase activity; tRNA binding. The transcript has 6 exons.
AUGAGCAACCGAUCUCCGCCAGUUCAAAUUUUCCCGGGGAAGGGCCUAGGUUUCAUCACGCUGGGUGCUUCGUUGCAUAACAUAUUGACUAGAGUCAAGUCCCAUCCACAAGCGUAUCCCGAGAUCGAUCUUGCAUACUCCUCCACAAAGCCGUUGCAUGACUGCGUCGUUUUAAAGUUGCCUGCUAACGGCUUACGGCUUCGAUUUGAUGGGCCAGACCAAAGAUUGCGACUGAUCGAGGUUUUGGACUUUUCGCCGGGAAACCUGGUUUACAAAAACCAGGACGUCGUCAAGGCAAGCAAAACAAGCGACUCAGCUUUUACCUCGCAAGGUCCUGGGUUUCGGCACGUCUACAACCGUCUUUUCGGACCAUCGUACCCUGGCGAGUAUGUCCCACCAACAGAUCCUCACUCGCAGUAUGGGACUUAUGUCCUCUCAUACCCGGGCAUUGCCUUUUCGUUUCCACUUCAGCACUCAGCGUGGUCCGAGUCCUGCGACUUCGUAGCUCUGCUCUCCUCAUCUGCUGCACUACCAGCGACGUCCAUGGCAGUCUUCCAAGGGCCAUCCUGGCCCGAGAUCCGUGAAAAAUUGUUCACUCAGCAGCCUCAGUACCCGCGCUCAUCCGCUGUCAUGAGCAAGACACGCGAAGCGUUGGCUGACGAGAUCGAAGCGUUUCAUGUAUUCGGUGCUGGGAGGUUAGAAGUAGAGCGGCGGAGCAGUCCACCAGCACACAUCCUCCUUGGGGAGACGACACCUCAGGAUCUUGUUGCCGAGUUCGGUCCGCCAGAUGCGAUUUACCGUAAACACGACCGGCGAAUAUCAAUCCACCGCGCCACGGGUGGUGCUGCGGCUGGAGAUCCCCUCCACCUAGGCUCACUGCCUAGCACUGGGAUGGAAAUUCAAGACACUGACCACUCCUCCAACAACAGUGUGACUGAUGAUUCAGAUGAGGAGAUUUUCCCAAACAACAUUAGUGACCCCACCUCUCUUCCAUCAGAGUGCUUCUUCAACUAUUUCCACCACGGGUUUGAUGCAUUCAUCUCUUACCCUGUGACGCCAGGGCCGGCAUUUCCUGGAUCAGGCCUCCCCGACCCAUCUCCCCGGCCCUCCGCCUCACCGCUGACUGUAACAAAAAUCAUACUACAUGGGAAUGUACCUGGAUCCUAUCCAUUCAAUCGCCAUCGUCGCAGCCGCUGGACCAUUCACCUAAAUGAAUCGGACCACAUUCUCAACUCUGAAUCUUUAUAUGGCGAAAUAUCUCAGACGCUGCACGAUUUGUGGAGAGGCUCAGAGGCUGCAACUCACGGUCAACGAGUCACACAAAGACCGAUGGUUCUGAACCGCGGCUGGGGCGACAGUCCUGAGAGUAGUGUCGAAUUUCUCGGCGGUUGGGAAGAAAGCACGGCUCGAGGCCCCAGGAAUGAUUCCGACGGGCGUGAUGGUGGGCUGGGCAACACUGAACUCUUUGGUUUUCCGGGUCUCUUAUUCGAGGUCCUCAAGAAUGGUGCCUCGUGGACGUCGACUCUCAAGCUUCCCAAGUCGACUUUUCCUCCGCGGGUGUCGCCGGCCGACCAGACGAAAUACCUCAAGCGAUGCACCGAUGACCUUUACGCCUGGCAACGCCGCGAACGGCCAGCCGAGAAACCCUUUGUCCUACACGAUGGACCGCCCUACGCAAAUGGCGAGCUGCACAUUGGACAUGCGCUCAACAAGAUUCUCAAAGAUAUUAUAAAUCGUGUGCAAUUGGGUCGGGGGAAACGAGUGCGCUAUGUACCUGGAUGGGACUGUCACGGCUUGCCUAUUGAGCUUAAGGCUCUUCAGGGCUUACGCGAUGCCGGAUCUCAGGAUGAGUCGGUGAGCCCAGCGGUGAUUCGCAAGUUGGCGCGCCAGCUGGCUCGUCAGACAGUCAAGGCACAGAUGAAAGGGUUCAAGGGUUUUGGGGUGAUGGCAGACUGGGAGAAUCACUGGAAAACGAUGGAUAAGGAGUUCGAGAUGCGCCAAUUGGGUAUCUUCCGCGAGAUGGUUGACCACGGGCUUAUUUACCGCAAAUUCAAGCCUGUCUACUGGUCUCCUUCUACGGGCACCGCACUGGCCGAGGCGGAACUGGAGUAUAAGGAUGACCAUGUCUCUACGGCAGCGCUGGUCAAAUUUCCACUUGUUCGGCUCCCGUCCCACCUGUCGGCAUCUUCACGGCUCACUUCGGAAGGGGUGAAUGCGGUCAUUUGGACGACGACUCCUUGGACCUUGCCCGCCAACGCGGCCAUUGCUGUUCAUCCCGACUUGGAAUAUGUGAUUGCGCGCUCCAAAACUCAUGGCAACCUGCUUAUCGCCCAGUCUCGGGUCGAGUACUUGAAAGGCAUGCUGAAAGAAGAUCUGACAAUUGUCGAAUCAUCAAUUCAGGGAUCUGACCUGGCCGAUCAAGCCACUUACCGGCACAUCAUCAAGGACACCAACUCCGCUCCGCAGCCCAUCAUUAGCGCAGACUUUGUGACUGCUGAUUCCGGCUCUGGUUUGGUUCACUGCGCCCCUGGUCACGGUAUGGAUGACUACGAAGCUUGCUUAGCUCGAGGCAUCCCGGUUUUUGCUCCUGUCAACGGCGCAGGUGAAUUUACGGACAAGGCGAUGCCUCAUGAUCCUUCGCAGUUUCUCGUGGAUGUCUGCUCGCACAGCACAAAUACGAGCACAAGUAUCCUUACGACUGGCGGGUCCAAGCAGCCGAUCAUUAUCCGUGCCACGGAGCAAUGGUUUGCAGACGUGGCUGAUAUCCGCGGCAGCGCCCUGAAGGCGCUGGAGGGUGUGCGCUUUGUCCCCGAGGCCGGCAAACAUCGCCUGAACAACUUUGUGAAGAAUCGCAGUGAAUGGUGCAUCUCUCGCCAGCGGGCGUGGGGCGUUCCCAUCCCUGCUAUUUACCGCCGGGCCACUGGCGAGGCGGUGUUGACCAAGGAGAGUGUGUCUCACAUCAUGCAGACUAUCGAAGAGCGUGGGAUUGACGCCUGGUGGACGAUGACGAUGAUGACCUUGCUUGGAUACACCCCAGUUUACAGGGCGAGUCCGCGGGUUACCGACGUGGCACCGAUACUAUGGACUCACCCUGCCGAUGUCUAUCUGGAAGGAUCUGACCAACAUCGGGGCUGGUUCCAAUCCGGCCUGCUCACAUACAUUUCGCAUCAAAUUGCCUCUGGCCAGCGGAGCCCCUGUCAGGCUCCCUUCCAGAAUCUUAUCACCCACGGAUUCACGCUCGAUGAGCAUGGACGAAAGAUGAGCAAAUCCAUCGGUAACACGAUUGCCCCUCAGACCAUCAUGGACGGUACUCUCCUUCCACCUCUGAAGCCACGCAAGGGCAAGGGCAAGAAACCGGCAGAGAAUGCGGAGCGAGCUACGAUGCGUUGGGCCCCGACGCGCUUCGCUACGGUCCACACCAGUCUGCACAAAUUCCGAGUCACGUUCAAGCUGCUGCUCGGGGCCCUGGGAGACUUUCGGUCCGAGUGCGUCGUACCGUAUGCGGAACUGCAGAUUGUCGAUCGAAUUGCGCUCAAACACCUCUCCGAUCUGAUUCUGACCACGCAAAAGGCCUGUGACAACUUUGAAUUCUACAAGGCUGUGGCGACCAUCAACCGUUGGGCCAAUCUGGAGUUCUCCGCCUUUUACAUGGAGGCCAUCAAGGACCGCUUGUACACUCUGGGUGAGGACAGCACGAGCCGCCGUGCCGCCCAGACCACUCUGUACUAUAUCUACCAUUACCUGCAGGAAGCCUUGGGCCCCAUCACUCCGCUGCUGGUGGAGGAAACCUGGGAGCACACCCCGGCCGCCAUUCGGUCGCACAGUGAGCACCCCUUGCGGCGUCUCGCGGCGCGCCCGGCCCGCGAAUGGGACGAGCCUCUCUUGGACACCCAGUACCAGGAAAUCGUCGCCGUUCACUCGACGAUCAAGAACCUGCAAGAGCAGGCUCGAGGCAAAAAGCAACUCGGGUCCUCUCUGCAGUCGUUUGUGCACCUGGUGCUCCCCGACACCCACCGUACCGUCUUCUCCCCGUAUCUCUCACAGUUGCCGGAUCUGUUUGUGGUCUCCUCGGUGACCCUGGCCGAGCCGGGCGACGCUGUUCCCCCGGAGAUCGCCCACGCGGAGUGGCAGUACGAGGAUGAGUGUACACUGCCCGAUGGACAGAGGGGGCGCGUGCACGUGUACGCGCCACAAGCGUCCAAAUGUCCACGGUGUUGGCGGUAUGCCAUCCCGGAGUCCGCGCCGAUGGAUUCCAUCUGCGACCGAUGUGAAACGGUGGUUGAGGAACUGGAGGCUGUCGCGGGGGCGGACGCGUCUCCCGCUGUUUAG